AUGAUUUUUCAGUUCCAGGAUUCGAUGUUAACUGUGUCUCCCCUCACCGUGAACACCACCACCUCAAAGGAUAAUUAUAUGGCGGCUGAUUUCUCAGAUUUUUCGACGGAAGACUUGCCGGACUUCACGACGGUCGAAGGUAGUCUCGAUCUUCUCGAAGGAAUCGAUUACUACGACGACCUUUUCAUUGGAUUCGAUGACGAUGGAGAUGAUCUUUUGCCGGACUUGGAGUUUGAUUCGGAGAUUCUCGGCGAACAUUCCGGCAGCGGAGGAGACGAGGAGCAAGAAAUGGAGGGAAACACUUCGACGGCGUCGGAGACAUCGGAGAGAGAAGCUGGUGGGUUUAAGCCGGAAGGUGGUGGUACUACGGACAAAACGGUGCGUAGAGGCAAACGUAAGGGGAAGAAAAGUAAAGCUUGUUUAUCCGAUGAUAACGAAAUUAAGAAAAAACCCAAGGUGGAUUGGACGCCGGAGUUACACCGGAAAUUUGUGCAAGCGGUGGAGCAAUUAGGGGUAGACAAGGCGGUUCCAUCUCGGAUUUUGGAAAUUAUGAACGUUAAAUCUCUCACUCGUCACAACGUUGCUAGCCAUCUUCAGGUAUUUAACAGCUACCCACCACACGUGGCACCAUUGCAUCAUGGCCACUUCAGGCCUUUGCACGUGUGGGGUCAUCCUACGUGGCCUAAACACAAGCCUAACAAUCCACCGUCUACUCAUCGGACGUUUCCGAUUCCGGCAGUUGCGGCGGCUCCGUCGUCUUGGCCAGGUCAUCCGCCAUAUUGGCCCCAACCUCCACUCUACCCACAGGGAUAUGGUAUGGCUUCAUCGAAUCAUUCGAUGUAUAAUAAUAAAUCAGAAACAAGCAUCGGUGUUCCCACAAGACAAUUAGGCCCCACUAAUCCUCUCAUGGACAUUCAUCCCUCUAAUGAGAGCAUCGAUGCCGCUAUUGGAGACGUUAUAACAAAGCCGUGGCUGCCUCUUCCUUUAGGACUGAAACCACCGUCAGUUGACGGCGUCGUGACGGAGUUACAACGUCAAGGCAUUUCUAAUGUUCCUCCUCUAACUUGA
Molecule: messenger RNA, 1068 nt
Organism: Thlaspi arvense
Lineage: Eukaryota; Viridiplantae; Streptophyta; Magnoliopsida; Brassicales; Brassicaceae
Source: the annotation of a GenBank genome assembly